This is a messenger RNA of Tachysurus vachellii, 2372 nucleotides long. RefSeq names its product N-acetyltransferase 8-like (gene aspnat). Gene Ontology annotation, molecular function: L-aspartate N-acetyltransferase activity. The record is from RefSeq and is a predicted model, not a curated record. The transcript is spliced from 3 exons. NCBI's taxonomy places the organism in Eukaryota, Metazoa, Chordata, Actinopteri, Siluriformes, Bagridae. Bases 163 to 1002 code for a protein of 279 amino acids. Gene Ontology annotation, cellular component: mitochondrial membrane.
GAGCGCACGAGCUCCACCGGCAUCUCUUCGGCCGUGAGACAGACCAGCGUUUGCUGCUGCAUCACAUUUCUAUGUUUUGUUUCCUUCACAUCUAAAAACAGCGUCACCCAUCAUCAGUUUUUAAUCCGUUUUUUUUACUUCAGUUCCCCCGACGCCACUUGCAUGCAUUGUUCGUCUCCAAAAAUGGUUUGCGAGACUAAAAUAGUUGCGGACGACCCCGACGCCAUAGCUGGGAACCAAAAAGAUUCUCUGAUCGUUUCCUCUUCGCAGAUGUGGACGUCGAAUUCCGAUGCGUUUGAGCGCAAAGACGCGAAACGGGAGCAGGUUUUAAUCCGCGACUUUGCAGGCGGCGAUGAGGCAGAGGUGCGCCGCAUCUUCACUGAGGGCAUCAUGGAGCGGAUCCCCAACACGGCCUUCCGUGGCCUCAAACACCAACCACACACUCAGAUCAUGUACGCUGUGAUCACAGUAAUGUGCUUUGUUAUGACCAAGUCGCUCAUGCUGAUAUGCUGCACACCUUUCAUUCUAAUGGGAGCACGCUAUUACUAUAGCAGAAAAGUCAUCCUCAACUACUUGGACUGCGCACUCCACACAGAUAUGGCUGAUAUAGAGGCGUACUACAUGAAGCCCACAGGUUCUUCGUUCUGGGUGGCGGUGCUGGACGGUCAGGUGGUGGGCAUUGUUGCAGCACAGGGACGAGAAGAAGACAACACGGUAGAACUGCGACGCAUGUCUGUGGACUCUCGUUUCCGUGGGAAGGGCAUCGCCAAGGCGCUGGGACGACGCGUCCUAGAGUUUGCUAUGAUUAACAACUACUCAGCCGUGGUUCUGGGGACGACAGCCGUCAAGAUGGCCGCCCACAAGCUCUACGAAUCUUUGGGUUUUCAAAAGGUGGGCGAGACUGAGAACUACACUCUGCCUGGAAUGAGCUGCUCACUGAUGGAAAGGCUCUUCUUCCAGAUCCGCUACAGCCGCUACCGGCUACAGCUCCACGAGGAGUGAGAGUGUGAGAGAAUGAACGAAAGCGUGAGCGAACGAGUGGAUGUAAGAAAGCGUGUGAGAGUAUGAACACCGACCACAAACCUUAAAUCACCUAAACCCAGUCCACCUCUUAAACUUUAUUAUUUUUUUUCUAAAUCACAAAUGUUAUUUUUACCACUAUUUCUAUUAAUAUCGUAAUGGUUUUUUUUGUUUUUUGUUUUUUUUUAACAUUUUACGUUAAUCAUUUCUAUCAUAUUUUUAUCAGUACCAAUGGAACCGCCCACUUAGUUCAUAUAUGCUAAUAUAUACAAAAAGUAAGGAUAAAUCCCUCACAUCUUAACAAGAGUAAAAUGCCACACAACACAGACAAUAGGUCGGUCUGUCAGACUCUUUAAAAUCUGUUGUAAGGGCUGAUCUGAUAGCUAGCACUGACUUUUCUCAAAGAUCGCAGAAUAAAUAGAGGGGUGUACAGAGGAAAGGAGAACGGAUACAGUUACAAUUCUCUUUCCAACGUCACACUUCUCUGUUAAACGUACACAAACGCAGGUCUUGUACCUCAGAAGACGGAAAGGCUGGUGACUCUAGCAGUCAAACAAACAAUAUUGACUAAAGCACAGCAAGUUUUUCUAUGUCUUAAGAACAAGAAGAGAACUAAACAGUGAAGUUAGCACCAAGUGAAGGAACUCCUAGUUAAUCCUGCACACAGUUUAACUGGGAGUGAACUCAAAAGUGGUGAUUUUACUGUAAGGAAGGAAUCCUACUAUACAUAUACAGUAUAUAGUAACUGAUAUUUUGCCUCUAACUCUUCCUUUUUUUUUUUUUUUAUCACAGGUCAGUCUCUCAAUCUUUCCUUUUGUUUUGCUGGAACAGAUCAGAUAUUGCACAGAUUGUAUUGCUGUAUAAGAUCUAUAUUGUAUUAUGUCUAAAUAUGACAUGUCUUAAUGUGAUAUAAUACCUACUUAUUUAAACUGGAAUUAAUUGGACCUAGAUGAACAAGGUAUUCAUUUGCAGUCAGUGAAAUUUGAUUUGAUGUUGACACACACAAAAAAAAGGAACCUUCAUUCCAAAUUGAGCAUUUCUAUUGAAAUAUUGCCAAGUUUAAACAAUGCAAAUCGAUACGAUCGCAGUAUUAUUGACUGUAAUAUGCGUCUGUUAUCGGUGCAUUUAACAAAGCUUGGCUGGUCAAACAUAAAUCUGAGCACAAAUUUGGAUUAGACAAGAUGACUGCAUAAAUCUAUACAAUAUAUAUUUAAGCCUUUAUGUUUUACAUAUAUUUGGAAUAUGUAAAUGUGAAACAUUUGAAUACAUAUCUAUGACAGAUAUAACUGAAAAUCUCUCACCAUAUCAAUUCUCCUAUGAAAGUACCAGCAGUGGGAGAGAUACAAGCCACA